This is a messenger RNA of Prosopis cineraria, 1040 nucleotides long. RefSeq lists its product as uncharacterized. Lineage: Eukaryota; Viridiplantae; Streptophyta; Magnoliopsida; Fabales; Fabaceae. Gene Ontology annotation, molecular function: calcium ion binding. The transcript is spliced from 4 exons. Bases 245 to 742 code for a protein of 165 amino acids. The record is from RefSeq and is a predicted model, not a curated record.
GGUGGCUUGGCGGAGACGAGACGAGUUUAGAUAUCUCCAGUUUACAAAUUUGGGUCCUUUCGUUCAAGGAACCGAUAAAUUUUUCUUUUGAAAAUAUGUACAAAUUUGUGAUGUGACGGUUCUCCCAAUUAUAGAUCGAUUUCACAUGAUCAGACUGUAAAAUAUCAGUAAGCCUUGGGUCCUCUUUCUCAGAACCUUCAACUUUUGACCUUAUCUUCAACCCUCCAAACCCGAGUUUUUCGUCAUGGGGCAAGUCUUGGGCAGGCUUCAGGGUAAGGAGUGGAGGCACAGACAAAUAAGGAAGAUAACGGAUCGAGUUUUUGAACGUCUCAUGAAUCAAGCAGAAAAGGCUCAUUUGACAUUUGAAGAUCUGUAUAUUGCUGUUUUACUUGUUUACAAUGAUCUCAAUAAGUAUUUGCCUGGUCCACAUUUUGAUCCUCCAUCAAAAGACAAAGUCAGAGAAGUCAUUCAGGAAUGUGAUAUCAAUCUUGAUGGGGCAAUAGACUGUGAGGAGUUCUACAUAUUCAUUAAGCGGAUGACCGGGGACACAUUCACGGUCGUAAGUCAAGGGCUUAUCAUCACUUUGGUUGUAGCACCAGCAGUUGCAGUAGCAACAAAGAGGUCUACUGAAGGUGUCCCAGGUGUUGGGAAGGUAGUGCAAAGGCUACCAAAUGCAGUUUAUGCAUCCCUUGUGACUCUUGCAAUUGUGGGAUUCCAAAAUUUAGGACAACAGUCUGUGUAGUGGCCAUUGCUCAUGAUCAUGAAUUGUGUGCAAAAGGAUUUCUUAUGAGAACUAAAACUCUGGGUAAAAUUUUUCAAGUGUUUGUUGUCAAGUUCUUGGAUAAAAAAAACUGAUUUUUCUGAAAGAACUUGUUGGCAGAUGCUUAAAAAUUGUUCUCAAGAUUUGUUCGUUAUCAUAAAAUGUUUGUUUAGUGCCAUGUAAGUAUUGGUUGUAGUUGGCAGUUUGGACAAAAGACCAUGCAUGUGUGAUAAAUUGUCUUGUGAGAAAUUGUUAAUGAUAUUAUUGUCCUUUACUGUUC